Molecule: messenger RNA, 1606 nt
Organism: Betta splendens (Siamese fighting fish)
Lineage: Eukaryota; Metazoa; Chordata; Actinopteri; Anabantiformes; Osphronemidae
Gene: afmid
Product: arylformamidase
Exons: 11
Coding region: 96-977 (293 amino acids)
Cellular component (GO): cytoplasm
Molecular function (GO): arylformamidase activity
Source: RefSeq, a predicted model, not a curated record
GCCUCAGGGAUCAGUCCGAAGUCCACUGUCUGACCGCGGGCUGGACUCCACUGUCUGCGGGGCUUUCAGCGAAUUGAAUCACUUAAGGGGUCGUAAUGAAGCACUGGAGUGAAAUGAGAAGAGAUGAGCUAGAGCGGCAGUAUUCACCCAGCCGGUGGUCGCACAGGAUGUCUGCAGACGACGUGAUCAAGGCCCAUGUGGCGGCUUUGAAGGAAGGUACCACGCGAGCUCGUGAUCUGGCUCAGACCUUACUGGACGUGCCCUAUGGGGAGGGAGACGGAGAGAAGCUCGACGUCUACAUACCCAGGACCAACAUUUUGGACGUCCCCCUUGUUAUUUACUUCCAUGGAGGCUACUGGCAGUUUCUCAGCAAGGAGGAGUCUGGAUUCAUGGCUCUUCCCCUUCUUGAUAAAGGCGUGGUGGUGGUUGCCGUUGGUUACGACAUUGCUCCCAAAGGUAACAUGGACCUGAUGGUGUCUCAGGUUCGCAGGAGCGUUGUGUCCGUCGUAGAGCAGUACUCUCACAUCAGCGGUCUCUACCUGUGCGGCCACUCUGCCGGCGCCCAUCUGGCUGCGAUGGUCCUCUCCACCGACUGGUCCCAGUACAGCGUCACCCCUCAGAUCAAAGGUGCUUUUCUCGUCAGCGGCAUUUACGACCUCCUGCCCAUCCUUUCCACCUACGUCAACGAGCCUUUGAAGAUGACGGAGGAGGUCGCGGCGAGAAACAGUCCCAGCAGGCUGGUCCAUCAGCUCAAACUGUCCUCGUCCGGCUGCCCCGUCGUCGUGGCUGUCGCUGAGAACGACUCGCCGGAGUUUCGCAAGCAGUCGGAAGAAUAUUAUAAAACUUUGGAUGCAUCGGGACUGAGUGUGACCUUGGAGGACGUUGCAAACACCGACCACUUCAGUAUCAUCGAGCAGCUGGUCCAUGGGGACUAUCAUCUAACAAAGCUCCUCUUGAAGAUGAUGGGGAAGAGCUGAGGUGCCGGCGUUUGAGCCGUCAUCGAACCUCGUACCUCGGUAUCAACAUCCAACUCUGACCAGAGUCGCUGGGAAACUACACUAACACCAUAUUUCUGGACUGUGCUGCGGUGGAUGAAUGGACUGUAUAAUCUGAUCUGAUCCACAGUAAUGUGUCACUGAUUGUGUUGACAAUCUAGUUUACAGUUUAUUUAUCUUCAAUUUUAGUUACUGGUGUCAUAAAAUAGGCCUCACAUGUCAUGUAAACACUGUUUGCCUGUAACUGAGCCACAUUGAGCUUUAUGGUUGGACUAUUGUGUUUGCUGGUGUUUUGUCUGACAGUCAGUCUGUCUGGUUUGUUUUUUUACUUACAUCCACAGUCGAUAACAGGAGGUUGUGUCAGAAAUACUGUCAUAUCAUAUCGAGUGUAGCUUUUUUAUUGUAGCCUCCACAACACUAAUAUAACACAUGGGGAACUGACUGCUGCUAUUUGUUUCUACACACAGUUAUUGUCGUCAUUCUACCAUCUUUAAUCAUUUAAUAUUGUUUGCACUGUUUGCAGUUAUAAAUAAUAUAACAAUAUUUUAUUAUUAAUGUCUGUAAAAUAUUUUGGGCAAUCAUUACAAUAAAUAUUUAUAUUUUAGAAUGGA